Messenger RNA from Penaeus chinensis, 1875 nucleotides. RefSeq lists its product as uncharacterized. The transcript is spliced from 4 exons. NCBI's taxonomy places the organism in Eukaryota, Metazoa, Arthropoda, Malacostraca, Decapoda, Penaeidae. The coding region runs from base 517 to 1524 and encodes 335 amino acids. The record is from RefSeq and is a predicted model, not a curated record.
GAGAUGAUGCCACACUGCAGCAACUGGAUGACGAAUGGAGGAAGCUUGAAUUUGAAGAUCUUUCAGAAAACAUCAUGAGUGGGGACAAAGAAGUGGAAAAAGUAAAAGAUAAAGCUCCUGAUUUGUUUUGGGGUGAAGUAAGGCUGAUUCUGGAUAGCGAGGGACGGUCAAAAUACAAGUGCGUGUCUGACUUUGCAAUAGCAUGCCUUUCAUUGCCCCAUGCAAAUGUAGAUUGUGAAAGAUGUUUCUCGGACAUAAAUAGAAUGAAAACUAAAGACAAACUCAUAACAGAAUCAGUAAGAGACAUUCUUUUAGCAAAACAGUCUGUAACAAGCGAAGGAAACAGUAACUGCACCUCAUUCGAGCCAUCCAGGAGCAUGAUAAGGAGUAUGACUUCCCAAGUACUUUAUCCAACUGGUGUGGAAAGUGAUCCAAACUAUCCAGAAAUCCACGGGGAUUCAGCCAGCGACCUAUAAAAGGGCAAAAUAGAGAGAAAAAAAAUAGAGUUCAAGAAGAAUGUUGAAAUAUAUGCCGCUGAAGGAGGAUGCCACCUCCCAUACACCUGAUGACGAAUCUCUCAAGGUUAACUCUCUCUCAAGAAGUUCCUCGGACUCCUUAGCAGACGCGCAAGGAAAGUCUCAAAGGUCGCCCAGAGAUUCACCCAUGUUCAACUCAGCACCCUCUUCACUUAAUUCUCGCUCGUCAGCAUCAUCUAAUAUCACGCUCCUGACGCCGAGCUCAGACGAUUGCCAAGAGUCACCGUUGGUAUCGAGUGGCUCAGCUUCCUCGUUGAGUACCAGCAGCUCAGUGCCCUUGUUGACCGCGAGAACUUUGUCUUUGCCGUUGCCGUCUUCACCAACGUCUCUCGAAUCAGCGAUCAUCGGGCUGGCGAAGACAGCCAUAGCUCCUUCGAAAAUCCUUGCUGACCCCUUGGAGAAGCUCGUCGAACAGCGAAAUGAGCUCAUGUCUAAGCUUAUAAAAACUGUUGGAAACAGAAGGGCAAAUAAUCUGUUCGUGAACCAUGCUCAGCAGUGGCACUACCUGCUGGUGUACGCCGAGGAAGACGCUGCCCUUGGCACUAAGCUGCGGAGGAUACUAGAAGGGUACAAGUACGUUACUGUGGCAGGGCCGUGGGAGGUUCAGCUGGGCGACCAAAGACUUGAUGUGUGGCAGAAACUCCUUGAAUCCUCGACAAUGGUCCUCGUGCUGCUGUCCCGUGCCCUCCUCCGGGACAAGGUCCUGGGGAUCUGCUUCCCGGGGACUCUCAUCCGCAGGAAUUCGGUGGUGCCACUGUUCGUGGAGCCACUUCUCGAGGAGGAGAUCACGCCUGUUCUCAAGCCCAUCAUACACCGGUCUGGCGAAAAGAUCUACAGGCACAACUGGAAUGCCAAGUCCUGCAUCCAGGCACUCCACAAGUCCUACAGGCAUGACGUCCACUAUGGCCGCGAGGUGUUCCUCCUGGAGCAGUUACUAGAGGAAAUUAAAAGUGAUGUCAAUUAUGUUUGCAGAUGUAGAAAGUGUUGACUUAUUUGUGUGUGUGUGUAAUUUUUGACAUUUGUCUUACAUCUUGAUGAAAGCUAGCCAGCCCCAAGCCAUAUAUAAACCUUUACCAGCAUUUUCUUACUUUAGAUUGGUGUGAAACUUCUUUCUCAAUAAAAAAAAAAUAUAUAUAUAUAUAUAUGUAUUUGAAAUCCAUCAAUGCAAUAUUAAGUUAGUCAUAUCCCAAGAUUUGUUAUAGCUAUCACUCUAAACUGAUGUAUGCUUUUGUUUAAAAGGUGGCAUUACAAAUCCUUUAUUUUAUAUUAUGUAAAGUGUGCAGUUGUUUUACUUUUAUUUGUAGGUCUUCCGAAACAAAAUAAAACGUUUAGAAAAAUA